AUGGAGGAACAGCGAGGUCAAGGCAGGGGGUCAUAUAUUUGGGGGAGAAGCGUGCAUAACAUCCGUAUCGAGAGACUAUGGGUGGAUUGGACCAAUAUGAUUUGGUCCAAAUGGAAGUCCUUCUUCCAAGAUCUCGAAGUAACUGGCGGGCUCAACCCUGACAAUACAGCUCAUAUCUGGUUGCUACAUCACCUCUUCUUACAUUUCAUUAACCAGGAGGCGAUACAAUGGGCAAAUGCAUGGAACAUGCAUAAGAUGUCCUUGCCCGAUGGACAACGGAGCCAUUCACCAGCCGAUCUCCGCUGGUUUGGCAUUCUACAAAGCAGAGCACAUGGAUUUGAUGCUGAAAGCUUUCAGCCGCCUGAAGAAGAUCUCAAUGUCGAUGAAAUUAAUGAGUAUGGUAUCGACUGGGAGGCAUAUGAAGACCAGCACAUACAAGCCCAUCAUACAGAAGGUAACCCACCUGACCAUCUUGGUCACAAUCCGUUCAUCGCACAUAGACCUGAUCAUUACAAUGUGAUUGAGGUCGAGGAGCCAAAUUGUCCCCUGUCCCCCCAGCAUCUCACUAUCUUACAUCAGUGUACUGUAAAUAUCCCCGACUCUACCAUGACAGAGAGGAAGAUACUUUGGAUGCAGGCAAUGCAACUAUGUUCUCAGUUGACUUAA
Messenger RNA from Suillus fuscotomentosus, 666 nucleotides. RefSeq lists its product as uncharacterized. Bases 1 to 666 code for a protein of 221 amino acids. Lineage: Eukaryota; Fungi; Basidiomycota; Agaricomycetes; Boletales; Suillaceae. The record is from RefSeq and is a predicted model, not a curated record. The transcript is spliced from 2 exons.